Messenger RNA from Oncorhynchus nerka (sockeye salmon), 2078 nucleotides. It is a transcript of the gene hspb6, whose product is annotated as heat shock protein, alpha-crystallin-related, b6. Gene Ontology annotation, biological process: protein refolding; response to heat; negative regulation of apoptotic process. Lineage: Eukaryota; Metazoa; Chordata; Actinopteri; Salmoniformes; Salmonidae. The coding region runs from base 682 to 1131 and encodes 149 amino acids. The record is from RefSeq and is a predicted model, not a curated record. The transcript has 4 exons. Gene Ontology annotation, cellular component: cytoplasm; nucleus.
CUCAUGCCCCAGUUGAUAACCCGGGAUAAGCACAGUUUAUGCAGUGUAGGCCUAAUGGAUACCAUCAUUCCAAUUAAGGCUGUCAAAAUAAAAUUGCAAUAUUUAAUCAGUUUUCAACUAAUUUGUUUUAGCAAUUAUUGAGCAGUCCAGUCAGUUAUGCAGUGUAUCCCUAGAAGGAAGCGUCUGAACUGUUGCCUGGCAGAACACUGUAUUGAGAUUACCGCUUUUGGCAGUGUUGAAUGUCAAUUGCCAAAUCACCAAAAGGGGCUCCCAACAGGUGUCAAGGAAAACGACCAUGUAAGCUUAAUUAAAAAGGUGCACUAUCACACGUACACUAUAUGAUUAUAGUGGAGAAUAUGGUAACAGUUCUUCAUAUUUAGGUUGAUAUGAUAGGGAGGAGUGUUCCUUAGGGCAGGUCCCCACGUUAUCAAAGCAUUUGAUCACAACUAAAACAAAAUCAUAAUUCCCAGGGGGUCUGGUGGUGAAUCCAAAGCAAGCAGGGUGCCCCACAGCGAAGUUCCCGCCUCAUUAUGUAACUCCUGCUAUCAUAAAUACAGACCUUAACUGGCACUUCCACAGUUUGUCAGGGAAAAGGGAAGAGUCAGAUACACGGACGCAGCAAUCCAUCCUAUUGGCAGUCAGAACAUAAUAGGACUUGCAGGCAUCUCAUAACGACGCGAAAUGGACUUCGAUCUGCCACCCACUUUUCCAGCCAGCGGUAUCGCAUGGGAGAGGGUCCUGCCGCCUCUUCUUCCCGGGCUGAACGGGACAUUCGGGCUGUACUCAUUCACGCCGUCGGAGCUGCUCACCCCAGUGACGGAGCAAACUGGCUCUGCACAGGUGUGUUGUGACCACAGUCGAUUCACAGUUCAGGUUGAUGUAAAACACUUCAACCCAGAGGAGCUGAUGGUCAAGGUGACCGGAGACUUUGUGGAGGUCCAAGGGAAACACAAAGAGAAAAAAGAUGGGUCGGGGCUGGUGACACGACAGUUUAACCGGCGCUACAGGAUUCCAGAGGGAGUGGACGCCAUGGCUCUGGAGUCGGCGGUGUCGCCUGAAGGCAUCCUCAUCAUAUCGGCCCCUAUGCUGCAGGGGGAGAACUCCAGACACCUGUCCCACUCAGAAUCAUGAGCAUACACACCAUAAGAACAAACACACAAUAAAUAGGAACCAGUGUUGGGGGUAGUAGUAAACUACAUGUAGUUCAACUAGUAAUUUAACUACAUUUUGCAGUAGCUUGGUGGCAGUUCAUAUCUGGUAGUUUGCUACACAGCAAAGAAAAAAGUAGUUACCUACUGGAACUACACACUACUUCUUUUGCAAAUAGAAAACAUGGGUGAAGUAGGCAAUCAUUUCCUUUCUUUUUCAAUAUUACUCCUUUCUAAUUCUCACUUGAAACAGUUGUUUAAUAUGCUAAAUUACACAUUCUGUUAACAUCUUACUCCAGAGUGAUCUGUUCUUGCAAUUUGUAGUCUGACAUUUCACAUUUAAAAUAGUUUAUCGCAAAGAAGUUUGCCAUUUUUAAUAUUAACUUUAGUUAAAGAAAAUAAAAAUGUUAUGGGUAUCUUAACUUCUUCCAGUGUGAAGUAAUUGGUAACUUGGUAAACUGUACACACACAAAUAAGGAUAGAAGCAAAAAUACAGGCACAUUCUCCUCCAACAGACAUAUCAAACACUCACCAAGGAGCUGGUGCCUGCCUGUACCAAAACACCCAUUAACUAAGCAGUCACAGCAUUAAUAUUCCCUGCCCUCUCCCUCUGAGGUUUGUACAUAUUAACAGGACAGUUCUCUCAUUUAAAAUCAUCCCUCAUCCUAAAGAAUCCCAUUUAACUCAUCAAUCUGAAUAUUCAUUGUAAAUAUGAUAUAAAACCAUUGAAAAUGUUGAUUUGAUUGUGUGGCGUGUCUAAUGCCCUCUAAAUCAUGUGUAAAGGUUUUAACACUCAGAUUAUCAAGUACGUUCACAAAACCCAACAGUAAGGUUUUUGUAUAUUUAACUAUUCAUUGUAAAAAGAGAAUUUGUUAACAAAAAUAAAUGCACUAUAUUUCAGUACAAAAAUAAAAAUGCUUUUGAAUUGGU